AGGCCAAGAGCUUGUGUCGUCCUCCUCUAUAAAUCAUAUCCUCCGCGCCUUCCCGCUUCCCUUUCCCCACCCUCACAAGCUCGGCGAAGCACACGCCGCCGCCGCCGCCGCCCGCCCUCUGCCGUCGCCCCCGGCCUCCGCCUUCUGUCCCGUUAGCGAUUGCCGACCCGCCCCUGCGCCGACCCCCGGGAGGAACCGCGAUUUGCGAAACGCCCCGUGUCGAUGGAUCUCAACGACUUCAAGAUCAUCAAGGAAGGGGAAGCGGAGAUUCUCAUGCACGCUAAGAAUGAAGUCUUUUACAACAAGACCCAGGUUAACAAUAGGGACUUAUCCGUUGCGGUUCUGAGGUCAUUUAUAGAAAAACGAAAGCUGGAGCAUGAGGCCUUCUUGACGAAAAGGACAAAAUCAGCAGAAAAGGUACUUGAGAAAAACUCGGAAUCUGUUUCAGAAGCAGCACCCAAUGAACUGCCAAUGGAUGAUGUAAAAUGUAAUGGAGAGCGAGAAAUGCUUGACGAGACGCCUCAAGAAGAACCUUGCAGUGUCCACGAGGACAUACCUGAGAGCACAAAUGGAAAAAUGAAAAGAGAGCUGAAGCCACCAAGAGUUCUCGAGGCUUUAUCAGCAUCUGGGUUAAGAGCCCUAAGAUAUGCCCGUGAAGUAGAAGGGAUCGGUCAAGUUGUGGCCCUAGACAACGAUAAAGCGUCAGUUGAAGCUUGCAGGCGUAACAUUAAAUUUAAUGGUUCAGUUGCUAGUUCAAAGGUGGAAUCGCAUCUUGCUGAUGCUCGAGUAUUCAUGCUCACCCACCCAAAAGAGUUUGAUGUGGUUGAUCUCGAUCCAUAUGGUUCUCCUUCUGUUUUCUUAGACUCUGCUGUUCAAUCCGUUGUUGAUGGGGGAAUGCUGAUGUGCACAGCAACUGACAUGGCUGUGCUCUGUGGUGGAAAUGGCGAGGUUUGCUAUUCCAAAUAUGGUUCCUAUCCACUAAGAGGGAAGUAUUGCCAUGAAAUGGCUUUAAGGAUCCUUCUAGCCUGCAUUGAGAGCCACGCAAAUCGGUACAAGCGGUACAUUGUUCCUGUGCUAUCUGUUCAGAUGGACUUCUACAUUCGAGUUUUUGUUCGGAUAUACACGUCUGCAAGUGCAAUGAAGAAUACUCCCCUUAAGCUGUCAUAUGUUUAUCAAUGCAUUGGUUGUGAUUCUUUUCAUCUUCAGCAGAUUGGAAGAACAGUUUCCAAGAAUAACAGCGUGAGGUAUUUACCUGGGUUUGGUCCUGUUGUUCCUCAAGAAUGCACCGACUGUGGGAAGAAAUUUAAUAUGGGAGGUCCUAUAUGGUCGGCGCCUAUCCAUGAUCACGAAUGGGUGACUUCGAUACUUGCAGAUUUGAAGUCCAUGAAGGAUCGAUAUCCUGCUUAUGAUCGUAUCUCGGCUGUACUGACAACCAUUUCAGAGGAACUGCCUGAUAUUCCUUUAUUUUUAAGUUUGCACAAUCUCUGUGCCACCCUAAAAUGCACCUCGCCCUCAGCAGUUAUCUUCCGUUCUGCCGUUAUUAAUGCCGGAUAUAGAAUCUCUGGAACUCACGUGAAUCCGUUGGGGCUGAAGACAGAUGCCCCCAUGGACGUUAUUUGGGACAUCAUGCGUUGCUGGGUUAAAAGUCAUCCUGUCAAAGAACAACCUCCAGAUCAGUCUGGAAGUGUGAUACUGGCCAAGGAACCAGCUUUCCAAGCAAAUUUUGCUCGAGCUGUCGCAUCUCUGAGCAAGGCACAAGCCAAGAAGGUUGCGCGCUUCCUUCCAAACCCUGAAAGGCAUUGGGGUCCAAAGCUGAGAGCAGGUCGUCAAAUCACCAGCAAGCACAUUUCUCUUUUGGGUCCAGAGGCGGUAAAUGGAUCUCUCAAGCAUGAUGAUGACGUCGAUGAUGAAGAGGCUCAAGGCGAAGCUAAGCGUCAAAAGACAGCAGAUCCCACCUUAGUUUCAUGAUAUUGACUAAAAAAUGUACGGCUGACUUGGGCUUAAAUUGCAGUCGUCAUAAAUUUUGAUCUCUGGUUUGGCAAGGCAGGCUCCAGUGGAGGAAUGCCCUUCUUUGUGGCCCUUUAUUGUCAUUUAUUUUUGUAAUGUGACAUAGAAUCUAGAACUUUCAGUUGAUUUAUUACGUGCCUUAGCUCCAUGGUUGUGUAAUUUAAACCAUGAUCUUUGGCCAAGUGAAGCUUUUUCA
Syzygium oleosum is the source of this 2203-nucleotide messenger RNA. Its product is annotated as tRNA (guanine(26)-N(2))-dimethyltransferase 2-like. The transcript has 12 exons. Gene Ontology annotation, cellular component: nucleus. Gene Ontology annotation, molecular function: RNA binding. Gene Ontology annotation, biological process: tRNA N2-guanine methylation. NCBI's taxonomy places the organism in Eukaryota, Viridiplantae, Streptophyta, Magnoliopsida, Myrtales, Myrtaceae. Bases 223 to 1968 code for a protein of 581 amino acids. The record is from RefSeq and is a predicted model, not a curated record.